Carassius auratus (goldfish) is the source of this 2111-nucleotide messenger RNA. RefSeq names its product plexin-A2-like. The coding region runs from base 1 to 2076 and encodes 691 amino acids. The record is from RefSeq and is a predicted model, not a curated record. NCBI's taxonomy places the organism in Eukaryota, Metazoa, Chordata, Actinopteri, Cypriniformes, Cyprinidae. The transcript has 15 exons. Gene Ontology annotation, cellular component: semaphorin receptor complex; plasma membrane. Gene Ontology annotation, molecular function: protein binding; semaphorin receptor activity. Gene Ontology annotation, biological process: semaphorin-plexin signaling pathway; regulation of cell migration.
AUGGUAAAUGAAAGGAUCAGUGUUGCCGAAGACAUUGCACAGAUUCGUGUUGACGGUCCUCCUCAGGGUGGCGUCCAGUAUGAAACUCUGCCGGUCAUCAAAGACGGAAGCCCUAUUCUCAGAGACAUGGCCUUUUCCCUGGACAACAGCUACAUCUACGUCAUGUCGGAGAGACAGGUGACACGGGUGCCGAUCGAGUCCUGUGAGCAGUAUGGCACGUGUGGAGAGUGUCUGAGCUCCGGAGAUCCACACUGUGGCUGGUGUGUGCUGCAUAACAUAUGUUCUCAAAGGGAUCGUUGCGAGCGGGCAAACGAGCCGUACCGCUUCGCCGCUACACUGAACCAGUGUGUGAAAGCCACGGUGUACCCGGACAGCAUCGCCGUGUCUGAACCCAGCGUACCGCUGCUGGUGAAAGUGACAGAUGUUCCGGAUCUUUCCGCUGGAAUCACAUGCUCCUUCGGGAACCUGACGGAGGUUGAGGGCAGAGUGGAUGGGAAUCAGAUUCUCUGCCUUUCUCCCGCUGCUAAAGAUGUUCCCAUCAUCCCCACAGAUCAAGACUGGUCGGGUGUGGAGCUCAGACUGAACUCGAAGGAGACGGGUCAGAUGCUAAUUAGCACAGAGGUGAAGUUCUACAACUGCAGCGUGCACCAGCUGUGUCUUUCCUGUGUGACCAGUUCCUUCCGCUGCCACUGGUGCAAGUACAGAAACCUCUGCACCCACGACCCCUCCAGCUGCUCUUUCCAGGAGGGACGCGUCAAUGCCUCAGAGGACUGUCCUCAACUGGUCCGCUCUGAGGAGAUCCUGAUCCCGGCAGGGGAGGUGAAGCCCAUCACACUGAAAGCCCGGAACCUUCCGCAACCUCAGUCGGGUCAGCGCGGUUACGAGUGUGUGUUACACAUACAAGGAGUCAGUCACAGAGUCACGGCGCUCAGAUUCAACAGCUCCAGUGUGCAGUGCCAGAACAGCUCGUAUCUGUAUGAAGGGAUGAGGAUCAGUGAGCUGCCGGUGGAUUUCUCAGUGGUGUGGAAUGGAAACUUCAUCAUUGACAAUCCUGAGAACAUCAAAGUGCACCUGUAUAAGUGUGGUGCUCAGAGGGACAGCUGUGGCGUGUGUUUGAAGGCAGAGAGGAAGUUCCAGUGUGGUUGGUGCAGUAUGGAGGGCCGCUGUACCCUACGCCAGCACUGUCCCAUGUCCAACCCCUACACCAGCCGCUGGCUUCACCUCGCCAGCACAAACGUCAAGUGCACCAACCCUCGCAUCACUGAGGUGACCCCAGUGGCCGGACCACCAGAAGGGGGCACCAGAGUGACCAUCCGUGGUGUGAACCUAGGCUUGUCCUUCUCAGACAUGGUCAACAACGUGCAGAUAGCAGGAGUCCAGUGCACCCCACAGGAGAACGGCUACAUUAUUGCUGAACAGAUUGUGUGUGAGAUGGAUACAGCUCCCACUGACAGUAAACCCGGCCCAGUCCAUUUGUGUGUAGGGGAGUGUAAGCCGGAGCUCCAAACGCGCUCUUCUCAACUCUAUUCCUUUGUGAUGCCAUCGGUCACAGGAUUGUCCCCCAUUCGGGGUCCAGAGUCCGGAGGAACUAAAGUGACCAUAAUGGGGGAAAACCUGGGAGCAGGCAGCAGCGUCAGUGUGCUUUUUGGGAACCAGACCUGCGAGUUUUAUGAACGGACUAUGAUGGAGAUCGUGUGUUACUCUGCCCCUUCUCUGACGGGUGUGGGGCCGGUUCAGAUCAGCGUGAGCGUGGAUCGUGCCCAGGUCCGAGAGAGCCUGACUUUUGAGUAUAUAGACGACCCCACCGUUCAACGCAUCGAACCGGAAUGGAGCAUUGCGAGCGGACACACACCUCUGGUGGUGACCGGGACUAAUUUGGAUGCCAUACAGGAGCCGAGGAUUCGGAUCAAGUACGGCGGGCGGGAAUCUGUAAAUGUGAGUAGCUUCAUUUGUGUUAUCGGUGGUUCCUCAAUUAUCCACUAUCACUUUAGAAAUGACCUUAGUUACCUGAGCUCAGGGGCUUCUGGGAGAAUGGCUCUCUCGUUAUGGGCUGAUAUCUCUCAGGAGCCGACAUGAUGAAACCAAAUCAUCUCAGUUCGAGAUGCGAGAUG